GGGAAGCCAUUUUGUUUGGAAGCUUUGCACGGGAAAGCUAGGAUAUUGUGUUUGUUUUUCUCCCCGUUUUGCAGUUACACGUUAUAAGUUUGAGUUAACAUUUUAAUCAAGGUCGUUUCUCCAGCUAAAUACGUAGUUUGUUUAGCAGUAACUACGUAAAACACGAAACUUAGAGCAUAAAAUAACCAUUCAUUCCCCGUGUUCGGUUUGACGGCCUUUGAUGGCCGACCGCUCUAGCUGCGUUUUCAUAAACAGUUUCGUCCGGGGCGCCAUCGUUGUAUGAGUGUUUUUUCCAGCUGUCGUCAGCACUGAUCACUGCCCGACGCACUUUCGGCAAAGAUCGCUAGAUUGUUCUGUAGUAUUUCGCCGACCGCGAUUGCCUGCUAGCUGGUUAGUAUCUCCUGCCGCGCUAGUCAGCCAGUCGCCAGCCGCUUAGUGCGAAGCAGCGCGAGUAAAAUGUCCGAGAUGUACAUCCGCGUGGCCGAGGACGAGAAUGAGGAGCCCAUGGAGAUCCCCUCGGAGGACGACGGCACCGUGCUGCUGUCCACAGUGGCCGCCCAAUUUCCCGGAGCGUGCGGCCUCCGGUACCGCAGCCCCGUCUCUCAGUGUAUGAGGGGUGUCCGUCUGGUCGAAGGCAUUUUACACGCCCCUGAGAACGACUGGGGCAACUUGGUGUAUGUCGUCAACUACCCGAAAGACAACAAAAGGAAAAUGGAAGAGAUAGAUGCUGCGUCCGCAGUGAAGAUAAAGCGCGGUGUGCAGAAGACGUCAGAUCUGAUCGUGUUGGGUCUGCCGUGGAAAACGUCUGAGCAGGACCUUAAGGACUACUUUAGCACCUUCGGAGAAGUUAUCAUGGUGCAGGUGAAGAGAGACGCAAAGACUGGAAACUCCAAAGGGUUUGGCUUUGUGCGCUUCACAGAUUAUGAGACUCAGGUCAAAGUCAUGUCCCAGCGGCACAUGAUCGAUGGAAGAUGGUGUGACUGUAAGCUCCCCAACUCCAAGCAAGGCCCCGACGAGCCGAUGAGGAGCAGGAAGGUGUUUGUCGGCCGCUGCACCGAGGACAUGACCGCCGACGAUCUCCGACAGUUCUUCAUGCAGUACGGGGAGGUCACCGACGUCUUCAUCCCCAAGCCCUUCCGGGCUUUCGCCUUUGUCACGUUCGCUGAUGACCAAGUGGCCCAGUCCCUGUGUGGGGAGGACCUGAUCAUCAAAGGGGUCAGCGUGCACAUCUCCAACGCCGAGCCUAAACACAACAAUAUUCACCACCUCUUUUCCAAUUUCCCGGGAAGAAGCCCCGCGUUGGCAGCCUUGUUCCAGCGGUCUCAGUAUCAGUGCCCCUCAUCUCAUGUCUAAAUGCUUUGCCAUCAAAGAACACAGCUUCACUCCGCAUUCUCUGUGCUGGACGGUGGGUGUUGCCUUUUUUUAUCCACUUUUUUUUUCAUGGGGGGGGAGAGAGGAAAAAAAGUCCGCACUGUAUCGCAAAGUUGCGCUUUUGAAGAGAGUGGAGAUUGAGGAUGGAUUGUUGGUGGCCCGGAGUGAGAGACUUGAGUUUGAGCGAACGGAGAGAGGAAGAAAUGAAAGCUCGUGUGGAAAGGACUGCUUGUGCGUUCGGAAAGCGGCGUGACAUGCGAGAGGGGGGUGACCCUGUGCCUUUGGUGAGCGAGUGUGAAAGCAGGCGGCAUUUGCAGUGCGAAUGUCUUUCAGUUGCUUUUUUUUCCCCUUCUUCCCUGUAAGACGAUGAUAAAGGACAUUUUUUCCUCUUCCUAAUACUAUACCAUCAUUCAAAUAGCAAGAAAAGUAGUGGAAUGUUUAGUGUUAUGAAUUUGUACCAUUACUCUCUAUAUGACCUGGUUGUGUGUUGCCUUGUUCUCCCUGUUCAUUGACCCUGUUGGUGUGCAAAUGUGCUUUGAUGCUGGUGGUGUCUGUGUUGGACACUAGAGGGCGCUAGUGCGGUGUGUGCGCGCCGGUGCAAGUGAACUCUGUGUGGCUUGGUGUGUGGUGGGGCGGGGGGGCAGAGGGGGUGUUGGUGGGCUGGUAAUGAAAGUUGAAGGAUUCCUAAGAAAGAUUGCUUUUGUUCAGUGUUGUUUUUUGCUUUUCUUUGAAUGCAUUGUACGUUUUGCUAAAAGGGAAUUCUCAAAUAAAGCUAAUUUGAAUAGGUA
Brienomyrus brachyistius is the source of this 2159-nucleotide messenger RNA. RefSeq names its product TAR DNA binding protein a (gene tardbpa). The record is from RefSeq and is a predicted model, not a curated record. Gene Ontology annotation, molecular function: RNA binding. The transcript has 6 exons. Gene Ontology annotation, biological process: regulation of gene expression. NCBI's taxonomy places the organism in Eukaryota, Metazoa, Chordata, Actinopteri, Osteoglossiformes, Mormyridae. The coding region runs from base 457 to 1353 and encodes 298 amino acids. Gene Ontology annotation, cellular component: nucleoplasm.